This is a messenger RNA of Penicillium concentricum, 810 nucleotides long. RefSeq names its product class I SAM-dependent methyltransferase. The record is from RefSeq and is a predicted model, not a curated record. NCBI's taxonomy places the organism in Eukaryota, Fungi, Ascomycota, Eurotiomycetes, Eurotiales, Aspergillaceae. The transcript is spliced from 5 exons. Bases 1 to 810 code for a protein of 269 amino acids.
AUGGCGGACGAUUAUGUACUUCAAAGAGACCUACAAAGUUCAAUCAGGCUGGAUGCACAGCACCUUAUCUUGAGGAUAUCUAAGGGCUAUGUAUUGAACCCUGCGAUAUCUCAAUCUCCAGAGAUGAAGGUUGCGGAGAUUGGCACAGGGACGGGAAUAUGGCUUCUAGAUUUAGCAUCUCAGCUUCCCCAAAGCGCCCAACUAGAUGGCUUUGACUUUUCCGAGGAACAAUUUCCUCACCAGGACUUCUGGCCGGCGAAUGUAACCUUUAACAGGCUUGAUGCCUUUGGAGAUGUGCCAGACCAUCUCGCUAACAAGUAUGACGUGGUCCACAUGCGAUAUUGGUGUUCCAUCGUGAGAAACAAUGACCCUGCUCAACUCAUACGACAUGCAGCAGGUCUCCUGAAACCUGGCGGUUACCUUCAAUGGGAGGAAGCCGACACCGGGAGAUUGGUGCUUCGAGGAGAACUAGCAGAACAGUUUUCACAAGUGGCGAGAUCGACCUUUACGGCUCAAGGUAUUCACUUCGACUGGCUUGGUAAUAUACCGGAGCACGUCAAACAACAGGGUUUGAAUGUUUUGGCCAGUCAAACGGAGGAGCUUCCUCUUAGUCUUGCUCCCCUCUGCUCCAUUACUUAUCUGGCGGGGCUCGCCGAGAUGUUCCGCAGAAUGGAGAGCUUUCAAAACUCAAAGAUUCCAGAUAGCAGCAGGGGCGACCUCUUGCUAGAAUUGAUGGCAGCUGUCAGACAGGGGGCAGCAUACCAUUGGCAGCCAAUAACGUUACUUGCGCAGAAACCUUCAUCAUUUUGA